Messenger RNA from Pelobates fuscus (common spadefoot toad), 2123 nucleotides. RefSeq names its product retinoid isomerohydrolase RPE65 (gene RPE65). The coding region runs from base 65 to 1666 and encodes 533 amino acids. NCBI's taxonomy places the organism in Eukaryota, Metazoa, Chordata, Amphibia, Anura, Pelobatidae. The transcript has 14 exons. Gene Ontology annotation, biological process: retinal metabolic process; zeaxanthin biosynthetic process. Gene Ontology annotation, molecular function: all-trans-retinyl-ester hydrolase, 11-cis retinol forming activity; beta-carotene 15,15'-dioxygenase activity; retinol isomerase activity. The record is from RefSeq and is a predicted model, not a curated record.
UAACACACUGGUCCUAUACUUUACAGCCUAUUCCCAGAGCGAUUCGUUCUUCACGGGAGACAGAAUGUCAAAUCAAGUGGAGCAUCCAGCGGGGGGUUAUAAGAAAUUGUUUGAAACCGUGGAGGAGCUGGCAACGCCGAUGAGCGUCCACAUUACUGGUCGCGUUCCACUUUGGCUAUCAGGCAGUCUCCUAAGAUGUGGACCUGGGCUGUUUGAGGUUGGCUCUGAAAUUUAUUACCAUUUGUUUGACGGACAGGCUCUUCUCCAUAAAUUUGAGUUUAAAGACGGACAUGUGACGUAUCAUCGGAGAUUUAUUCGUACCGACGCUUACGUCAGAGCAAUGACAGAGAAGCGUAUUGUAAUUACAGAGUUUGGCACCUUUGCAUUCCCCGAUCCCUGUAGGAAUAUAUUUUCAAGGUUUUUUUCAUACUUCAAAGGUUUGGAAGUGACCGAUAAUGCGCUGGUCAAUGUGUAUCCUAUCGGCGAGGAUUAUUACGCCUGCACCGAGACAAAUUACAUAACGAAGGUUAAUCCAGAAACUCUGGAAACCAUUAAAAAGGUGGAUCUUUGUAAAUAUGUUGCCAUUAACGGAGUCACAGCUCAUCCUCAUAUUGAACGUGACGGCACGGUAUAUAAUAUGGGAAACUGCUUCGGAAAGCAUUUUGCAUUUGCCUACAAUUUAAUACAAAUCCCGCCAUUGCAGGCAGACAAAGAGGAUCCAAUAACAAAAGCUAAAGUGGUGGUCCAGUUCCCCUGCAGUGACCGGUUCCAGCCAUCCUACGUCCACAGCUUUGGGAUGUCCACAAACUAUUUCGUCUUCGUAGAACAACCGGUGAAAAUUAAUUUGUUCAAGUUCCUCUCAGCCUGGAGUAUUUGGGGAGCAAACUACAUGGACUGCUUCGAGCCCAACGAAACUAUGGGAGUGUGGAUGCAUGUUGCAGAAAAACACACAGGAGAAUAUCUCAAUAUAAAAUACAGGACGUCCGCAUUCAAUAUUUUCCAUCACAUUAACACUUACGAGGACAAUGGCUUUUUGGUUGUGGACGUCUGCUGCUGGAAAGGGUUUGAGUUUAUCUAUAAUUAUUUGUACCUGGCCAAUUUACGGUCAAAUUGGGAAGAAGUUAAAAAACAUGCUGAAAAAGCUUCUCAGCCUGAAGCCCGCAGAUAUGUUCUACCCCUUGAUAUCAAGACGGAAGACGCUGGUAAGAACCUUGUGUCGUUGCCAUAUACCACAGCCACUGCCACACUACGCAGCGAUGGAACGAUCUGGUUAGAACCAGAGGUGUUGUUCUCAGGUCCUCGCCAAGCUUUUGAAUUUCCACAAAUCAACUACAAAAAAUAUGGAGGAAAACCCUACAGUUAUGCCUAUGGCCUGGGACUCAAUAAUUUUGUUCCAGAUAGGCUUUCCAAACUUAAUGUUCGAACCAAAGAAAUCUGGGUGUGGCAGGAGCCAAACAUGUACCCCUCCGAGCCAAUUUUUGUUUCAUGUCCAGAUGCCCUUGAAGAAGAUGAUGGAAUUCUGCUCAGCGUGGUUGUCAGCCCAGCUGUGGGACACAAGCCUGCAUUUCUCCUAAUUUUGGAUGCGAAGGACAUGAGUGAAAUUGCCAGGGCAGAGGUAGACACCAAUAUUCCAGUCACAUUCCAUGGCAUGUUCAAACAAGCCUGACCGGUGGCUAGGACUGAAUUCACAAUGUCUUUAUAAAUCUUUUAACACCAAGGUCCUUGAAGUGAAUGCUUUAAAAAGAAAAUGAAAAAAACAGCAGUAUGUCUUCAGAAAAAAAACAUAUCAUUUUAUUCUCACGGCUUCUGCUCCAGUCCUAUCUGGGACAGAGAUAAAUGCCGUCUACACUAUGUCCUCGAUAGGAUACAGAUUGUCAUCACAGCGGCACGCAAACUGACAGACGCAGAACUUGGGACACAUUCUGAUCAAACAUUAAACUCGCUGCACGGCAGCUUGUAAUGUAUCUGACAAACUAACGCUGUGUACGUGAUCUGUGUGAAAAAAUAUUAUCUGAACCAUUUUGUAGCGAACGCCAAGUAUAUUUCUAUUAAAUUCAGACAAAAAUUCCCAUUUGCAUGUCACUCGGUUAUAUAACUAUUUCAUUAAAAAUGUUGCCUUGCAA